Sorghum bicolor (sorghum) is the source of this 1358-nucleotide messenger RNA. RefSeq names its product probable protein S-acyltransferase 16. The record is from RefSeq and is a predicted model, not a curated record. Lineage: Eukaryota; Viridiplantae; Streptophyta; Magnoliopsida; Poales; Poaceae. Bases 132 to 1004 code for a protein of 290 amino acids. Gene Ontology annotation, molecular function: palmitoyltransferase activity. The transcript has 8 exons.
AGGGAGCGCGAGCGUCUUAAACGGGCGCACGCCGCGUGCGCGCCCGACCCGCUUGCCCGCGCUCGGACGCGUCCCGAUGCGCCUCCGCCGGCCGGAGGAACCCUAGUCCUAGGGCUCGCCUCGCCGCCCCGAUGGGGGGCCGGCAGGGGUACCUCACCCUGCCGAUCUUCUCCGUGGUCGCGGCGAUCGGGUACGUCUACUACACCACGGUGUUCGUGGCCGUGCCGCGGUGGCUGGGCCUGUCCACGGCUGCGGGGGUAGCCAACGCCACCGCGUUCACUGCGCUAGCAGCCGCCUGCCUCGCCACCUACGCCGUCGCCGUGCGCAGGGACCCCGGGCGGGUGCCCCCGGGCUUCGUGCCCGACGUCGAGGACGCCGAGAGCACCGUUCACGAGAUCAAGCGCAAGGGUGGUGACUUGAGAUAUUGUCAGAAAUGUUGCCACUAUAAACCUCCACGUGCACACCAUUGCCGUGUUUGCAAGAGAUGUGUUCUAAAAAUGGACCAUCAUUGCAUUUGGAUUAAUAACUGUGUUGGACAUGAGAACUACAAGAUUUUCUUGGUCUUUGUAUUGUAUGCUGUGGUUGCAAGCUUCUAUGCAUUGAUUCUGAUCAUAGGGAGCGUUUUGCACAGUGUUCCUAAAGAUGAGCAGCCAGGCAGCGAUUCUUCUCGAACAUCCAUUAACUUAUCGAAUUGGCAGAUUAUCUGUGGGGUCAUUCUUUCUCCAUUAGCGUUAGCGUUGGCAGUGCUCUUGGGCUGGCAUAUUUACCUCAUAUUACAGAAUAAAACUACAAUUGAGUACCAUGAAGGAGUUAGAGCAAUGUGGUUGGCAGAAAAAGGUGGAGAUCUCUAUCAUCAUCCAUAUGACCUUGGUGUCUAUGAGAAUCUUAUUUCAGUUCUGGGGCCUAACAUAUUUUGCUGGCUCUGCCCUGUAUUGAAUACUGUUGGAAAUGGCCUCCGGUACCGUACAUCCUAUGAUAUUCCGAUAUCUACGCCACCAAUGUGAUAACAAAAGAUAGCAGCAGUCACAAUAGGUCAGGGUCUUGUAACUCUGCAAGAUACAGGAGAUGAUGACUACCACAGCCUCUCACCAGGUGUCUAUCCUGAGUCGAGACACGAACUCUUAACCAUGUUUUUUUUUAUUUCAUUCACAUACUUGAUAAAAUUCAAUCUGCCUCGCUUGUAAUCUGGAGUAGGCUGUUCUUACCAAAAAAAAGAAGCACUGUAAUUCUGUUGUAAAGUUCAUGUGUUUGAGAGAUGAGAGCCAUGUAAUGUAGCCAGAGGUCAUGAAAACCAUUUUUCCCAGAUUAUUUGUGUACAUUUGUUUAGAAUGGAAUGUGACAUCUGAUGUACUUUUGCA